Messenger RNA from Astyanax mexicanus (Mexican tetra), 1777 nucleotides. RefSeq names its product zinc finger, C3HC-type containing 1 (gene zc3hc1). The record is from RefSeq and is a predicted model, not a curated record. Gene Ontology annotation, cellular component: nucleus. Bases 210 to 1685 code for a protein of 491 amino acids. NCBI's taxonomy places the organism in Eukaryota, Metazoa, Chordata, Actinopteri, Characiformes, Acestrorhamphidae. Gene Ontology annotation, molecular function: zinc ion binding. The transcript is spliced from 11 exons.
GGACACACCUUCGUAGACCGCGUCUUUCGAAGGAUGCAGCCCCUGAAUUGGGACACACUGAUGGUCACUGUGUGGAUGAACUGCAGAGUUAGUACAGUAGAUGGCGGUAUCCUGUGGAUUGAAGGAGCGGGGUUAAGAGCAGAAGAAGAGAAGGCCCGCGUUGUUGUGUGCUUUGUGGAUUGUGGAUUUUGGCUGUGUUUUGGGAGAAGAUGGCAGCAGUAGAGAAUGCUCCGGAUUAUCAGUCAGAGAACUCCACAGAAAUCUCUCCUCUGAAGAUCCGGCAGCUCCUACGCGAGGGCUUUGCUUCAGAGGACGAUGUGUUAAACCGUUCUGCUCUGCUGUCCAACUCCCUACCUUCCAGUUUUGUCAGUGAUGUUUCGUCUGAGGCUACAAACCAAGAUGCUUUUUUUGACCGAGUGGAAUCAUAUUCAUGUUUGAAAUGGACUGGGAAGCCCUCUUCUCUCUCCCCGCUGAGAUGUGCUCAGUAUGGAUGGAUUAAUGUAGACUGUGAUAUUCUGAAAUGUUCCAGUUGUCAGGCGUUUCUUUGUGCAUCUAUUCAGCCAACCCUGGACUUCCAAAAAUAUGAAGGACGGAUUUUGGAGUUGACAAAGCAACUUCAAACCCAGCAUGAAAAAUUCUGUACAUGGCCUGAUUUUCCAUGCCCUGAACGUUUCUGUAUGGUUCCAGUUGAUGAGCCUGAAAAGCUGCUUGGUUCCUUCACUCAACGUUUCCAAAAUGCUUGUCGUCUUCAUCAGCAGCUACCUACUGUGAAGCCAGAGCAGCUCACAUCCAUGAGUCCUACCAUCUAUAACUGUGGGGUGGAUAACCCAGUUGGUUUCUGCUCCUCUACCAAGAAGACAGGAGGAAGUUCAAAUCUGGGACUGACUGAAGAUGUGGUCAGCAGCCUGUUGCAGUUGAUUGACGAUGAGCAAAAAUUAUGGAAUGACUCCUCAGAUUCACCAAACAUACAGAUGGCUGCUUGUGUUGUGGCCCUCUGUGGCUGGGAAGCAAGCUCAGGUCCGUUUGCAGUAAAUCUUCCAAUGCUCAACUGUACAUUCUGCAUGAGGAAAGUAGGAUUGUGGAACUUCCAACAGUUGGAGGCUGCUUCUAGUGUUGGAGACAACUCUUCAUACUCCCAGUGUACCACUUUGUUUCCAGAGGGGCGUGUCGGGGAGAGACCAACAACUACCUCCCCCCCACAGUCGCCAACUCCAUGUCGCAUGAAGCUUCGCAGUCAGGACAACUCGCGCACAGAGCAGUCUGAGAAUACAUCAUCCCUUCCUCGCACCAGGAGCAGAGAUUCCCCCAGCCCUAAUGAGGAGGUAGCAAGAGGCAAAAGACCUUUAACCCGCAGCAGAGGCCAUGGAGACAAUCUGAUGGCUGACAUGCCCUCCAGCCCUCAAAGAAAAACAAAGCGUCCAUGCCUCUCCUCUUCCAGUGGUCUUGAAGGACCUUUGCAGCGAAACUUGUUUGACCCAGUUGCCCAGCACAGAAACUGGUGUCCUUGGGUAAACAUUUCAUGUGAACAAUUAGGUCUGGAUAGGUUCCGGACUGUGGGCUGUGAGAUGGAGCAUCUUCAUUCUGGCUGGAAAGCUACUCUUGGACUUCUCCUGACCAAGGAAAAGAGCAUUAGCCCAGGUCCUGUGGAUAAGUCGAAAAGGGUGCUUGCCAUUUUCCAAAAGUAGCUGUCCAGUUGGUUUCCUCAUAAGAAAUGUGAUAAAAAUUGGCCAUAGGCCAGACUGUGAUCUUUUCUUAGUAAUAAACAUAUUAAUACUGA